AUGGCGCUGGUCAACAUCACCGUCGGGGACCUCUUCAGCCCGCGGGAGAGGGGCGCGUAUUUCGGCGCCGUCGGUGCGGUUUGGGGCCUUGCCAGCGGAAUCGGACCGCUCAUCGGCGGCGGGCUGACGGAGAAUGUUUCGUGGCGGUGGUGCUUUUGGAUCAACCUGCCCAUCUCGGGCGCGUCGCUGCUCAUCCUAGUCUUCUUUUUGCGCAUACACACUCCCAAGACGCCGCUUCUCAAGGGCCUGGCGGCCAUUGACUGGCUCGGCACGCUCACCUUCACCGGAGCGACGUUGAUGCUCCUCCUCGGGCUGCAGUUUGGCGGGCUACGGAACCCCUGGGACUCGCCCACCGUCAUCUGCCUCGUCGUCUUCGGCUGCGCGACCUACGCCGUCUUCGCCUUCGUCGAGCGCUUCGCAAAGUACCCGCUCAUGCCGGCCUCGCUGUUCCGCGACGCGUCGGUCGUCUUCUGCUACGUGGCCAACUUCUGCCACGGGCUCGGGUUCGCGGCGAUUGCGUUUUUCUUACCGCUCUACUUCCAGGCGGUGCUGGGCGCCAGCCCGAUCCAGUCGGGCGUGUGGCUUCUCGCGACGGCGCUGCCGCUGGCGGUCUGCACUAUCGGCGUCGGGGUGACGAUCAAGAAGACGGGGCGGUACGUUGAGAUUGUGCGGGUGUCGAUGGCGCUGACGGCGAUUGCGUUUGGGUUGUUUGUGACGUUGCCCGCUGGAAGGGACUGGCCGCGGUUGAUCCUCUUCCAGGUGCUCGCGGCCCUGGGGAUUUCGCCGAAUCUGCAGGCGUUGCUUAUUGCGUUGCAGGCUCUGGUGAGGCAGGCGGAUGUGGCGACGGGGACGGCGACGUUUGCGUUUGUGAGGCAUAUUGCGCUGGGGAUUGGGGUGGUCGUCGGGCAGGUUAUUUUCCAGAGCGUCGUGGGACGGCAUGAGGGCCGGUUGUUGGCGGCGGGCGUGCCGGCCGAGGUUGCUGCCAAGUUUGGGAGGGGAGGGACGAUUGCGGCGGCGGCGCGCGGGGUGAUGGAGGGGUUGGGUGAGGGGCAGAGGGCGGUUGUGAGGCUUGCGGUGACGGAUGGGUUGAGUAAGAUUUGGAUCUUCUUUUGCGUCAUGUCUGGUGUCGGGUUUGUUGCUACGUUCUUCAUAAGGCAGGUUGAGUUGAGUGAGAUGCAUACUGAGACGAAGACUGGGUUGGAUGAAGGGGGUGAGGUUGAAGAGAGUAAAGGGGGAGGGAGGACGAGGGAACGCGAUGAGCCGGUUUGAAGCCUGGAUAUGAGAUAUUGUUGAUAUCAGAAUGGAUGAGCAUUGUAGAAAUACG
This is a messenger RNA of Colletotrichum scovillei, 1324 nucleotides long. RefSeq lists its product as uncharacterized. Gene Ontology annotation, biological process: transmembrane transport. Gene Ontology annotation, molecular function: transmembrane transporter activity. Lineage: Eukaryota; Fungi; Ascomycota; Sordariomycetes; Glomerellales; Glomerellaceae. The transcript has a single exon. The record is from RefSeq and is a predicted model, not a curated record. Bases 1 to 1269 code for a protein of 422 amino acids.